Messenger RNA from Selaginella moellendorffii, 1141 nucleotides. RefSeq names its product syntaxin-132. Gene Ontology annotation, molecular function: SNARE binding; SNAP receptor activity. The record is from RefSeq and is a predicted model, not a curated record. Gene Ontology annotation, cellular component: endomembrane system; SNARE complex; plasma membrane. The transcript has a single exon. The coding region runs from base 161 to 1054 and encodes 297 amino acids. Gene Ontology annotation, biological process: intracellular protein transport; vesicle fusion; exocytosis. Lineage: Eukaryota; Viridiplantae; Streptophyta; Lycopodiopsida; Selaginellales; Selaginellaceae.
GAUCUGGGGAGACCUUCGUUUCCCAGUGCUAGACUAGCGGAGGACUCACUCACCCUUUGGAUCAGAUCGAUGGAAUGGUGGUAAGCAGCGCAUAGAUCUAUCGAGCUAGAUCGCAGAGGCAGGGUGUGGAAGUAGCGGGCGCACCUGCAUUUGGCACAGGAUGAACGAUCUUCUGGGCGGUGAUGGUGGUGCCGAUUUGGAGGCAGGGCAGCAGCGCCAGCCGGAGCAUGGGAGUGACAAGCUGCUGGGCCGCUUCUUCGACGAGGUGGGGAAGAUCAAGAGCGACAUGGAGAGGCUCAAGAUGCUGCUGGGCAAGCUACAGGCCGCGCACGAGGAGAGCAAGACGAUUCACAAGGCCAAGGCGAUGAAAGCUCUCCGGCAGCGCAUGGACAAGGACAUUGAGGAGGUUCUCGUCAAGGCCAAGCUCGUCAAAGACGAGAUCCAGAAGCUGGAUAGAUCCAACAUUGCCAGCCGCCAAGUUGGCGGAUGCGAGGAAGGGACGCCCACGGACAGGACGAGAACGGUGAUCACGGCUAACCUCAAGAAGAAUCUCCAGGACGUGAUGGCCGAGUUCCAGAAGCUGCGACACAAGAUCACGGGGGAGUACAGAGACACGCUCAUCCGGCGCUUCUUCACCGUGACGGGGAAGAAGCCCGACGACGAGACCGUGGACUACAUCCUCGAGACUGGAGAGAGCGAGAGCUUCUUGCAGCGGGCGAUCCAGGACCAGGGGCGAGGCCAGAUUGUGGAGACGAUACGAGAGAUCCAGGAGAGGCACGACGCGGUGAAGACGAUGGAGAAGAACUUGCUGGAGCUCCAGCAGAUCUUCCUCGACAUCUCGGUGCUGGUGGAGUCGCAGGGAGAGCAGCUAAACAGCAUCGAGCACCAAGUCCACCGCGCGGCAGCGUACGUGGAGCAAGGGGCGGGGAGCCUCCGCGGCGCCAGGAAGAUCCAGAGGAGCAGCCGCAAGUGUAUGUGCAUUGCCAUCGUUUUACUCCUCGUUGUCAUCCUCGUCGUCGCAGCUCCGGUCAUCUUUAAGCUCAAGAAGAAUUGAUCUACGCUCUAGCUGUAGUAUCACACAUUGUUUCAAUCAAGAUUGCUUGCUUGGUUGAAUAUUACAACUAUCUGGCUGUGUUCAUCC